AUGGCCACGGCAGCCGCAGCCCGCCAGCCGGACCAGGCCGCAGCCCCGCGACCGGCGGCGGCGGGGGCGGGGGGCCAGGCGCCCAAGCACUCCCUCUACGUUGGCGACCUGGACAGGGAGGUGGACGAGGGCCUGCUGUACAACAUCUUCUCAAAGGUUGGCCCCGUGGCGUCCAUCCGUGUGUGCCGCGACUCAGUCACGCGCAGGUCGCUGGGCUACGCCUACGUGAACUACAUCCCAUCGCUGGACCCGCACGCAGCCGAGAAGGCCCUGGAACUUUUGGCCUACACCACAGUGAAGGGGCGGCCCAUGCGGAUCAUGUGGGCCAACAGGGAUGCAUCCCAGCGCAAGUCCGGUGUGGGGAAUGUCUUUGUGAAG
This is a messenger RNA of Ostreobium quekettii, 378 nucleotides long. The record is from the annotation of a GenBank genome assembly. NCBI's taxonomy places the organism in Eukaryota, Viridiplantae, Chlorophyta, Ulvophyceae, Bryopsidales, Ostreobiaceae.